Messenger RNA from Silurus meridionalis, 2128 nucleotides. RefSeq names its product cyclin-dependent kinase-like 1. Gene Ontology annotation, biological process: protein phosphorylation. Lineage: Eukaryota; Metazoa; Chordata; Actinopteri; Siluriformes; Siluridae. Bases 199 to 1338 code for a protein of 379 amino acids. The transcript is spliced from 11 exons. Gene Ontology annotation, cellular component: nucleus. Gene Ontology annotation, molecular function: ATP binding; cyclin-dependent protein serine/threonine kinase activity. The record is from RefSeq and is a predicted model, not a curated record.
AUUCAGUGAGUGGUGAGAAAAGGCCUGAUUGGUUUUCAGGACGUCUAUGGUAAUUCAAAGACGAAAGAUUCUUACAUAUUCUUACAUCUCUGAAACACAUCAGACCUCGAUAAAGAUUCUCUGAGCGACCCGGAUGUGUACUUCUCACGUUGCUAGACGCGUUGCUAGGAAAAGAAGCGUCAGGUCGCGCGCAGUCACAUGGGGUUGAUUCCAAUACCCUUCACCUUCCCUCUGUUUGUUCACUUCUUAGUCCGGAUAUACGUGUUCAUGAAGCUUAUUGGCUGUUUCAUGGAGAAGUAUGAGAAGCUGGCUAAGAUUGGUGAGGGCUCUUAUGGAGUGGUGUUUAAAUGCAGAAACAAGGAAACGGGUCAGAUAGUGGCCAUCAAGAAGUUUGUGGAAUCCGAAGAUGAUCCAGUCAUCAAGAAGAUAGCACUAAGGGAAAUCAGAAUGCUGAGGCAGUUAAAGCAUGUAAACCUGGUCAACCUUCUGGAGGUGUUCAGGAGGAAGAGAAGACUUCACUUGGUCUUUGAGUUUUGCGAACAGACCGUCCUCAAUGAACUCGACAAGCACCCCAGAGGGGUUCCUGAGUUCCAGCUGAAGAGCAUCAUCUGGCAAACUCUCCAAGCUGUCAACUUCUGCCACAAACACAAUUGCAUCCAUCGGGAUGUGAAGCCAGAAAACAUCCUCCUAACCAAGACUGGUGUCAUUAAGCUGUGCGACUUUGGAUUUGCCCGCAUACUGACUGGCCCGGGCGACGACUACACUGACUACGUGGCCACACGCUGGUACCGAGCACCGGAGCUUCUGGUAGGAGACACACAAUACGGCCCGCCAGUGGACGUGUGGGCGCUGGGCUGCGUCUUUGCCGAACUGCUUCUCGGGAGUCCUCUGUGGCCUGGAUGCUCAGAUGUAGAUCAGCUUUACCUCAUCCGCAAAACACUGGGUGACCUGAUCCCUCGACAUCAGCAGGUGUUUCGCUCUAAUGCUUUCUUCAGUGGAGUCAGCAUCCCUGAACCAGAUACCAUGGAGCCACUUGAGAGGAGGUUCUAUGGUGCCUCUCCUCAUGCCAUUACUGUCAUGAAGUCCUGUCUCAUAAUGGACCCUGCUGAAAGAUUGACAUGUGAGGAGUUAUUAGAGCUGCCAUACCUCCAGGAUGAGGGUGGAGUUGGAUGGGUACGAGAAAGUGAACGACCCAUGAGGCGCCAUGAAAAAGGAACCAGACGCAGAAUGACAGGGGCCCAGUAUUUGCCUCAACUUACCAGCAGCACCGUUUCCCCGGCACCCGAGCUAAAGAACAAACACAAGCCCAAGUAUGACCACCAUCUGCCCAACAUCUGACUCUAAAAGGGAAAUUGAAAUGAUGGCAUAUGUUACAGGAAUGUUAGGGGAUAAAAUCUAUAUAAAUCCCCAACAAAUCCAAAAUGAUUUACAUGAAAUUGAAUAUACAAAUGAUCCAUCUCAAAAAUCCAAAGGAACAUUUUGAGAAGUGGCACUGCCAUUAAGUUCGAUCUUGAUUAUGCAUUUGAAUGAGUUGUAACUGUAACUUAUUUCUCAUACUUCUGAAUUGCUUUUAACCCUCGAUAUAAUGUGCGAACAAAUAUGAUUAGUCGGCACAAUCCUCAUCACCAGUAAUAUAGCACCACCUUACCAUGUGGCCUCAGUUAAAUGAUUACUAUCCAACCUUUAUUGUAGCUCACCUAAGUGUCCUUACUAGUCCUACCUUGCUUGCCUUUGUGCCAAAUUUAUCAGGGAGUAGUUUGUUGUGUUGCAAAAGGGUAUAUUAAUAUUUGAGGCUAGCAUAGCUCUUCAACUCAAAGCAUUUAAAUGCAGUUUAAGAAUUAACAGCUUGAAUUGUAAAUGUUUCUUUUGUCUAUCUAACUCGCCCUAUGGGUUCUUUUAUUCAUUUUUCGACAUCUGUGAUUUUCUCACUCAUUAAUGCAAUUGGUAGGGUUGUGUGUUGCACUACUGUAACACUGUUCAUUAGCGGAGCCCCAAUGUUUUAUGCAGAACCACAGAUGUGACCCUUUUUAACUGUUUAGAAGUAAAAUCUCUAUUAUCAUAUUGACAGGCUGAAUAAACAAAAUGUUGUAUGUAUCAAGGUCUUGUUAGCAAUGAAAUAAACAGCAAA